AUGUGCAAUGGCCAGAGGAUGACAGUUACGAAAAACUUGAUUGAGGCCAUGAGAUAUCUCCGUCCGCUUCCACGCUGGGACUCGGUCAUCACUUGGCCAGAAAAUCACCCUCUUCAUUCGAGUCGCAACGUUUGGCGCGAAUUCGCCUCUAAUCGGCAAGAAGAGCGAGGGCAUUCCGACUUUCAGCAGGAAAGGCCCAUCUGGAUCGACGCGCUCUGCAUCAACCAAAAGGAUAAUGCUGAGAAGUCGCUACAUGUGAAGUCGAUAGACAGGGUCUAUGCCAACGCCCAUACGGUCAAGAUAUGGCUAGGUAAAUUACCAAAUACCGCAUAUCCGACUAAUCGGCCACCUCCGGAAUUGCAACUACUAACAGGGGUACCCGUAUUCUUAACACAACGGAGCAAGCCCAUCGGUCAGCGCGGGAAGAUGCCGGUCGUCCUCACGAUGAUCGCACAAGCGUUGAGGAACGUCCAGGCCGGAGAGAUUUACCCUACGGCAUCAAAAUCUGCUGCAGAUGCCGUCUACCGGAAUUUAGUACACGGGUUUCCUAACGCGUCGGCUGAAGAUUGGCAGUACCUCCGCGAGUUCUUCGACAAUCUAUGGUUCCAACGUGUUUGGAUUGUGCAGGAAGUUGUUCUUGCUCCACGGGCGAUAGCUAUCUUAGGAGACUGGGAGGUUCAAUGGACAGCCUUGGGGCAAGCGGCCACGUGGUUUCAGACGCACGGCUUUGCGUUGCCUACUAACGUUGAAUUUAAGGGAGAGCUAGGAGACCUUCUGCCAAUAUCCGAAGUAGCCGCGAUGUGGCAUAUGCAUAUGACACCGGGGAAGAGACGGCCCUUACUUCAGAUGCUACGAGACCUUCGAGGGAGGAAAUCAACUCUCAAAGAAGACAAGGUAUAUGCAACCUACAGUUUAGCAGAAGAGACUGCAAAUACAGACAGGCUUGACCCGCUAAUCGAACCGGUCUACGGUAAUCCCAUCAAUGAAGUUUACCAGAACGUGAUUCGCUUCCUCCUGAUAGAACACGGGGAACUUUCGGCAUUAUCUCAUGCCGGUGGAAUCCAAGGGCUAAAAACCACAGCGUGGCCAUCUUGGGUACCAGACUGGAGUCAGCCAAAAGCAUGCGUUGAGUUGGUUAGCCAUAACCAGGAUAAUCCACCAUAUAACGCAAACAGUAAUGAACAUCUGACUAUUGGUGAUUCUACCGACCCAGGAUGUCUUUCCGUCAGGGGAAUUAGGGUUCCCCUGGGUGGAAUAAGAGUGUACGGGGAUAAACUUGUAAGCUACGGAUUCCGACACAGGACAUAUAAGGAAGAGCGUGAUUUUGUUGGAGCGGCCUGGAGUUUGAUAGCACCUUGGGCCGACAAUGUGAAUAGCCAGGAAGAGAGGAGGCCAGAUAUGUAUCAGCCAAAGAAUAUACCGCGCACAUUUAUUUCAACGCUCACGGCAGGCCUCAGCGAUACGAAACAGCCGAUCAACGAGGAUCCUGACUUCCUCGAUGAUGCAGCACAAUGGCUACUUCAGCAGUUCGGGAAGCGAAUACCAGUUUCAGGAAUUGGCCAAAAAUGGAAGUGGUCAGAUACUCUUUGGAAGUCUUCGAGUUCAAUCCGGUUCCACGAAGCCUUUGCAAGGGUUUGCUUGCAUAGACGGUUUUUCGUCACGGCAGGAAAUUUGAUGGGGAUAGGUCCCGAAACAAUAGAAAGGGAUGAUAUGGUCGUGAUCCUAUUUGGUGGUAAAGUGCCUUAUGUAAUUCGGGAGCUCGGUGAGGGCAAAUAUUCUUUCAUCGGAGAGUGUUAUGUCCCCGGGUUGAUGGCCGGGGAGGCUGUUGAGCAAUGGAAAGACGAGCGAGAGCCAGGCAGAGUUUUUCAAUCUUGUGUAGGUAGGGAACUUUUUUGCAGCUCGUUCGAUGCUCUUGGUAACCCCCGCUCUUCGUAUUCGUUCAAGUAA
Messenger RNA from Daldinia childiae, 1947 nucleotides. RefSeq lists its product as uncharacterized. The record is from RefSeq and is a predicted model, not a curated record. Lineage: Eukaryota; Fungi; Ascomycota; Sordariomycetes; Xylariales; Hypoxylaceae. The transcript has 2 exons. Bases 1 to 1947 code for a protein of 648 amino acids.